GUCAGUGUGGUGAGACCCAGGUAAAGUUGGCUGCGCGGAGGCGGCGGCGGCUCCGAGUUCUACCUUGUAAAUACUGUUAUUUGUAUAUACUGUAAAUGAUGACAUCGGUGGGCACUAACCGAGCCCGGGGGAACUGGGAGCAGACACAGACACAGAGCCAGACACAGCACAAGCAGCGGCCGCAGGCUACUGCGGAACAGAUUCGACUUGCACAGAUGAUUUCGGACCACAAUGACGCUGACUUUGAGGAGAAGGUGAAACAACUGAUUGACAUCACAGGCAAGAACCAGGAUGAGUGUGUGAUUGCUCUGCAUGACUGCAAUGGAGAUGUUAACAGAGCCAUCAACGUGCUGCUGGAGGGCAAUCCGGACACGGUAGGAUUGGGUCCUGUAACUCUGCAUUCCUGGGAAAUGGUUGGGAAGAAGAAGGGUGUCUCGGGACAGAAGGAGAGUGGACAGGCAGAACCCAGUGAAGAAAGCAAAGAAAACCGGGAGAGGGAUCGGGAUUUCAGCAGACGACGUGGCGGGCCACCGAGGCGGGGGCGAGGUGCCAGCCGUGGAAGAGAGUGUAUGGACCUGCCCUUUAAUAACACUCAUAACUUUCGGGGCCAGGAGAAUGGACUAGAUGGUGGUAAGAGUGGAGGAUCUUCUGGAAGAGGCACAGAAAGAGGGAGGCGGGGACGUGGCCGAGGCCGAGGUGGCUCUGGAAGGCGAGGGGGAAGAUUUUCUGCCCAAGGCAUGGGAACUUUCAACCCAGCUGACUAUGCUGAGCCAGCCGGCACGGAUGAGAACUACGGGAAUAGCAACAACAACACAUGGAACAACACUGGCAGUUUUGAGCCAGAUGAUGGCACAAGACUUGAUUUCAUUGGGGGUGAGGGGUCAAAUUAUCCCCGAAAAUUUGACACUGCUCCUGGUACGAAACAUCCAGGUGCAUGGAGGGCCGCAACAGAAGAAUGGGGCACAGAGGACUGGAAUGAAGAUCUGUCUGAGACAAAGAUCUUCACCGCCUCUAAUGUGUCUUCAGUGCCUCUGCCUGCCGAGAAUGUGACAAUCACAGCUGGACAGAGAAUUGAUCUUGCAGUCCUGCUAGGAAAGACGCCCUCUUCUAUGGAGAAUGAGUCAACAAACCUGGAGUCAUCACAGGCUCCUUCUCUGGCCCAGCCACUGGUGUUCAGCAAUUCCAAGCAAAGUGCUAUAUCCCAGCCUGCCUCUGGUAACUCCUUCUCUCACCACAGCAUGGUGAGCAUGCUGGGGAAAGGGUUUGGAGAUGUUGGGGAGGCCAAAGGCAGCAGUACCACAGGUUCUCAGUUCCUGGAGCAGUUCAAGACAGCCCAGGCUCUGGCUCAGCUGGCUGCUCAGCACACCCAGCCUGGUGGGAGCACCACUGCUUCUUCUUGGGACAUGGGAUCCACUACGCAGACCUCGUCUCUUGUGCAGUAUGAUCUCAAGAACCCAACAGACUCUUCUGUUCAUAGUCCCUUCACCAAGCGUCAGGCCUUCACAUCGACUUCAACCAUGAUAGAAGUGUUCAUGCAGGAGAAACAACCUGUGGUGACUGCCUCCACAACCGUGCCGGCACCCCCUUCCUCACCGCUGCCCAGCAAAACCAAUCCUGUUCCCCAGAUGUCCCCAGGGUCCUCGGACAACCAGUCCUCCAGUCCCCAGCCAGCACAGCAGAAGCUGAAGCAGCAAAAGAAAAAAGCAUCGUUAACAUCAAAGAUUCCUGCGCUUGCAGUGGAAAUGCCUGGCUCAGCAGAUAUCUCAGGGCUAAACCUGCAGUUUGGGGCAUUACAGUUUGGUUCGGAGCCUGUUCUUGCGGAGUACGAAUCGACGCCCACAACAAGCACCGCUGUUAGCCAAUCUCAAAGCAGCCUGUACACCAGCACGGCUAGUGAAUCUUCAUCCACAAUUUCGUCCAAUCAAAGCCAGGAGUCUGGUUACCAGAGCGGCACAAUACAGACAGCAACGUUUACCUCCCAGAACAGCACUCAGGGACCACUGUAUGAACAGAGAUCCACCCAGACGAGGCGAUACCCAAAUUCAAUCUCUUCCUCGCCCCAGAAAGAUCUGACCCAGGCCAAGAAUGGUUUCAGUUCUGUGCAACCCACGCCAUUACAAACCACACAGGCUGUUGAAGGUGCUACAGGCCCGGCAGUGAAAUCCGAUUCCCCCUCUGCUCCCAGUAUCACGCCUCUCAAUGAUGGGGUAUCUGCCUCGUCCUUGCUGACGACAGCCAGCCAACACUCGACAGCUCUGAGCAGCCUGAGCCACAGUGAGGAACUCCCUAGUACGACCACCACCCAACUCAGCAGUACAUUACCCACCCAGCAGAACAGUCUGUCCUCAUCCACAUCCUCUGGGCGAACGUCAACCUCAACUCUUCUGCACACAAGUGUGGAGAGUGAAGCAAGCCUCCAUUCUUCUGCUAGCACUUUCUCCACCUCCUCCAGCACAGUGUCAGCCGCCCCACCAGUCGUAAGUGCUUCAUCCAGUCUCAGCAGUGUCAGCAGCCUGGGCCUCAGCCUCAGUAGUAACUCCACGGUGACAGCCUCAACUCGCAGCUCCGUUGCAACAACAUCAGGAAAAGCCCCUCCCAAUCUCCCUCCUGGAGUCCCACCGUUGUUGCCUAAUCCGUACAUCAUGGCUCCAGGCUUGCUACAUGCCUAUCCGCCACAGGUGUAUGGAUAUGAUGACUUGCAAAUGCUCCAGACGAGAUUCCCUUUGGAUUACUACAGCAUCCCAUUCCCUACACCCACCACCCCGCUGACUGGAAGAGAUGGCAGCCUGAGCAGCAAUCCGUACUCUGGUGACUUAACAAAAUUUGGCCGAGGUGAUGCCUCUUCUCCUGCUCCUGCAACGACUUUGGCCCAGCCUCAGCAGAGCCAGACCCAGACUCACCACACCACGCAGCAGACGUUCCUGAACCCAGCGCUGCCUCCUGGCUACAGUUACACCAGUCUGCCGUACUACACAGGGGUACCAGGGCUCCCCAGCACCUUCCAAUACGGGCCCGCCGUGUUCCCUGUUGCUCCUACCUCUUCCAAGCAGCAUGGUGUGAAUGUCAGUGUCAACGCAUCAGCAACCCCUUUUCAGCAGCCCAGCGGCUAUGGCUCUCAUGGAUACAGCACUGGUGUAUCCGUGACAUCCAGUAAUACAGGAGUGCCAGACAUCUCGGGCUCUGUCUACUCCAAAACUCAGCAAUCCUUCGAGAAGCAGGGAUUUCACACUGGAACCCCAGCAGCCUCCUUCAAUCUGCCUUCAGCGCUGGGCAGCGGCGGCCCCAUCAACCCUGCAACGGCAGCGGCAUACCCCCCCACUCCUUUCAUGCACAUCCUGACCCCGCAUCAGCAGCCCCACUCGCAGAUCCUCCACCACCACCUGCAGCAGGAUGGGCAGGGUGGCUCUGGGCAGCGCAGCCAAGGCAGCUCCAUCCCCCAGAAAUCCCAGGCCAACAAGUCUGCCUACAACAGCUACAGCUGGGGCGCCAACUGAGGCCGGGGUGGCCCUCGCCCACCACUUGCUUCCAGAAGAGAAUCCCACCGAACCUGACGCCGAAGGAUCCCGGGGAGGAGAGCGCCCUGCCACGGGGCAGCGUCCGGGCCCCGCAGCCCCUGGGCAGGGCAGGCCAGCAGGCGGCUCUGCGUUGUCUGUCUUCAGCCAUCUUUCCUGUUGUAUGUAAUAUAGAAUUUGUAUUUUUCUUUUUUUUUUUCUCCUCCCUGCCCCCUGCAUUCAGAUUCUGAACCGUUUGCCGUAGGGGCCUUUUUUGGUUUUUACUCCUUUCUCCCCUCUCCCACUACCUCCUGCUGCCCCAGAACCUCUCGGAUCCAAAGGAGUGGAAGCUGCGAGUCGCCUACAGCAAACCCCCUUAUUAUUAGGAAUAAGAACAGUAAUUGAUAUGAACAGCAUUGUAAGAUGAAUUAGUUGAAGUGGUUUUUUGUACCGUGUUCUAAAUUUAAUGGAUAAAUGUGUCUUGUAUAUAAAAACAAAAACCCCA
Haliaeetus leucocephalus (bald eagle) is the source of this 3996-nucleotide messenger RNA. It is a transcript of the gene UBAP2L, whose product is annotated as ubiquitin associated protein 2-like. The record is from RefSeq and is a predicted model, not a curated record. Bases 96 to 3494 code for a protein of 1132 amino acids. The transcript is spliced from 28 exons. Lineage: Eukaryota; Metazoa; Chordata; Aves; Accipitriformes; Accipitridae. Gene Ontology annotation, molecular function: protein binding. Gene Ontology annotation, cellular component: nucleus; cytoplasm.